AGCAAAAGAAGAAAAGAGAAUUAAUUUUUUUUUGGCAUUACUGGGUUUUGAACUCAGGACCUCAUACUUGAGAGAUGAGAACUCUAUCAUGUAAGCCAUGCUCCUAGUCCAAGAAAAGAGAUUAAGCAAAUAGAAGAUCAUAAUGACUGAACAGCUGCUAGCUGUAUGGAAGGGAAUGGAUGGAAGGGAAUGGAUAGUUCAUCUGAGAAGGCUUCAAAAAGCCCACAAUGAACAGAGUUAAAGUCCAGAUUCCUAGAUUAUUCUGCAGUAAGAGGAUCUGGGGAGAGUAGAGAGGCAUAUUAAUCAUGCCAAAUUCCUUCUAUUGUCAGGCCUCAUGCUGGACCCAGAAGACUACUGCCUGCACUCAUGUUGCACUUGCCGAAGCAGAGAAGGGAAACAUGGUAGUCGAUGCCAACCCAAAGUGCCAAGGGUCCCAGGAAAAUGCACCAAUUUCUCCUCGAACCAUGAACAGAGCAAGUUCCGGAUGACUGAUUUGUCCUGGAAGGAUUUUAUCAAUGCCUUAUCCCUGGCCAACAUGGUCCUGGGGAUCUUCUCUAUCUUCUGUAGCUUCAGCAGGAAAUACCACUGUGCUUCCUGGAUGCUUCUGAUCAGCUUCCUGUUAGACAUGGCAAUAGGGACGAUGGCCAGACAACUCAACAUCUCCUGCAGGUUGGGAGCGGAGCUGAAUGACUUUGCUGUCUUCACUUCCUUCGGCUUGGCCUCAGCUCUGCUGCUUGGCGUGGAAGGGCCUCUCAAUGGGUUCCUGGCCAUCAUCUAUGUGUUAACAACUUCUUUCCGCCUGUGUUUUUAUUCAUCUGGAGUUCCCUUCUCAUACAAGGGUCUACCGUGCCCCUACGCUUCCUGUGUUUUGGCUUCCACCUCCCUUCUGACCAAAGGCAACACAUUUAUUCUAUGCUGCAUGGCCUCACUCAUGAUUCUUUUCAUGAUCGACCAGAGCUACUACCCACGUGAUGAAAUCUUAGAAUCUGAGAACUGGAAAAAAAUGGUCUAUAUGGGAGGUGUCAUCAUGCUGUUUUUCUUCCCAUUCUCUCUCACUGCUUUUUACUGCCUGAUGUGGUCGCUCUCCUACAUCUUCUUCCCUGAUUCCCUGUGGGGAACGGCAACAUGUCAUGGGCUCUAGCAGCAAGGAAGCCCCAGCUCCAACUCCUGCUGGCCUCUGUGGGGACUGCACCAGCAUGUUGGGCCAAUUCUUGCCUGUCCUCACUAAAGCUUUUCUUGUGCCUGUGUGGUCAAUUCUAGGUACAUGCUAUCUCUAUUGUUUUGGACCACAGCAACUCACAUAGGCACUGCAGAUUUUUUUACUUUUGCUGUUGCUGCCGCCGCCACCUCCUCCUCCUC
This is a messenger RNA of Perognathus longimembris pacificus (Pacific pocket mouse), 1359 nucleotides long. RefSeq names its product transmembrane protein 269 (gene Tmem269). The record is from RefSeq and is a predicted model, not a curated record. Gene Ontology annotation, cellular component: membrane. Gene Ontology annotation, biological process: phospholipid biosynthetic process. Bases 335 to 1141 code for a protein of 268 amino acids. NCBI's taxonomy places the organism in Eukaryota, Metazoa, Chordata, Mammalia, Rodentia, Heteromyidae. The transcript is spliced from 6 exons. Gene Ontology annotation, molecular function: phosphotransferase activity, for other substituted phosphate groups.